Messenger RNA from Emericellopsis atlantica, 3983 nucleotides. RefSeq lists its product as uncharacterized. The coding region runs from base 384 to 3851 and encodes 1155 amino acids. NCBI's taxonomy places the organism in Eukaryota, Fungi, Ascomycota, Sordariomycetes, Hypocreales, Bionectriaceae. The transcript has a single exon. The record is from RefSeq and is a predicted model, not a curated record.
GACGCCAUUUUCCGGUAUCUCUUUCAAAGCCAAGCACACAAACACACAAAGGCAUGCGUUUCAAAAACUCGCUUCUUGUGGACUAGGCAGUACGUCCUUUGGUUACAUCGCAUUCCUGGACAUGCUCACCCGACAUAUGGGACUGACCGAGUCCGAGACAGACCAUGUUCGGAAGGACGUCUACCGGGCAUGGCAUCUCCCGUUCAUCAAGGGUAUAAGAUGGUCGUCCAUCAGGAACAGGUGUCAGCCAUGUUCCCUAUCGAACAACAGCGGCUUCAACUUCGACGCCUGAGUAGAUUGUAUCUUUCAGUGCCUAUUCCCUCUUUUCGACUUUAUCGUUGUGACGCAUUCAUUACUCAACACAUCACUCUUUACACACAAUCAUGAAGCCUAUUAUUGUUGCCGCCGCACUGCUCAGCGUUGCAGCUGCCGCGCCUACGCGCUCUACGGGACCUCGCGACGAUGUCGAGAGCUCGCAGCUGACGCAGGGCAUGGCGCUCGAUGCUCGACAGAUUGGCGGUCUGAUGUCCAACACACGUCCCAACUCCAAAGAGGACCAGAGGCGUGGCAUCACCAUUGAGGGAUCGGACCUCGUUGACAGUAUCCUGGCCAAGGUCUUGAAAGCAUUGAAGGACCAGGGCAUCGAUGUGUCCGUGAACGAGAAGGACUCUUUGAAGGGUCUCAUCGGUGGCCUCCUGCAAGGUGGCCUCGGGCCAGAUCUCAACAUGCUCGGUAAACGGCAAAUUGGCGGAUACUUGGGCAAUUCCCGCGACAAGAACAGAAAGCACGACAAAACCCGCCGUCAGCUUGACGCUCUGACCGGACUUCUUGGUGGCGGCGUAGGCGGCGGCUCAGGAGCCACGGACGGUGUUCUCUCGCUUGUUAAUUCGCUUCUUGGCGGAGUAGGCGGCGCCGGCGGUCUUGGCACACUCUCUGGAGUCACAGGAGGUCUUGGAGGAGUUGGCGGCGCCGGUGGUCUUGGAGGUACACUCUCCGGGGUCACGGGAGGUCUUGGAGGCGCGACAGGCAGUCUUGGUAAUCUGGCUGGAGGCCUGGGAGAUCUGGCUGGUAAUGCUGGAGGCCUAGCUACGGGGUCGUCUGCCACCUCAUCAAGCCAGGGGUCCCUCGGCGGCGGCAUCAGCACAGGAGCCCUCGCGCCUGCUACCGGUGCGGUCUCCGGCGUUUUGGGAGGCUUCGGUGGCGCUGGUGGUGACCUGAACUUGGAUGGCCUGCUGAACCAAUUCGGCGGGGCUGAAGGCCUCACCAGCCUCCUUGGCGGUGCCAGCGGCAUGGAUGUUCAGGGUAUUCUUGGCCAGUUCGGCGGCGUUCAAGGACUGAGCGGCCUCCUCGGACAACUUGGCGGCCUUGGUGGUCUCGAAAGCCUCCUGGGAAUGGUUGGAGGUGCUGAUGGACUCAGCGGCCUUCUUGGUCAAGUCGGUGGUGUCGGACAACUCACCGGCCUCCUGGGUAGCAUCGGCGGUCUUGAUGGACUUGACGGCCUCCUCGGCCAAGUAGGUGGUGCUGGAGGGCUUGGUAGCCUCCUGGACCUAGUUGGUGGUGGUGAUGGACUCAGCGGCCUCCUUAGUCAACUUGGUGGCGUUGGGGGGCUCACUAGUCUCCUAGGACAAUUUGGUGGUGUUGAUGGGCUCGACGGCCUGCUUGGUCAGCUCGGCGGUAUUGAUGGACUCACCGGCCUCCUAGGGGGAGUCGGGGGUCUUGAUGGAUUUACUGGGCUCCUGGGACAGGUUGGCGGCACCGAUGGGCUCAGCAGCCUGCUUGAUCAAGCCGGCGGCGUUGGACAAUUCACCAGCUUACUCAAUGGACUCGGCGGUCUUGAUGGCCUCACUGGUCUCCUAGGGGGUGUCGGUGGUCUUGAUGGACUUACCGGCCUUCUAGGACUGCUUGGCGGUGGCGACGGGCUUAGCAGUCUGCUUGGUCAAGUCGGUGGUGUUGGGCAACUCACUGGUCUCUUAGGGGGAGUCGGCGGUCUUGAUGGUCUUUCCGGUCUCCUUGGCCCACUGGGUGGCGUUGGAGGACUCACCAAUCUCCUUGGAGGAGUCGGUGGUGUUAACGGACUAACCAGCCUCCUUGGCCAAACCGGCGGCGUUGGGGGGCUCACUAGCCUUCUCGGAGGAGUUGGUGGUAUUGGAGGACUCACCGGUCUUCUUGGAGGUGCUGGGGGCGGUCUGGAUCUUGGAACCUUGCUCGGUGGGCUGGGUGGUGUUGCAGGAGGUGUCGGAGGCGGCGCUGGAGGUGGCCUGGAUCUUGGAAACCUACUUGGUGGUGGUCUGGGUGGUGUUGCAGGAGGUGCCGGCGCCCCGAUUCCCUUCCUCUCCCGCCUGUCCCAAGAUACUCAAGGCGGUGCCAAGGGCAGCGUUUUGCCUCCUCCUCCCUCGACGACCUUCAGCACUUCGAUUGUCAGCACCCCUACGGCUACACCCGGUAUCCCUGGCGAGAUCAACGCCGCUGAGAAUGAGAAGCGUCAGUUUGGUGGUCUGCUCAACGGCAUCUUCAGCAGUGGUGGCAGUGCCAACAAUGAUGGUGCACUGAACACUGGUCUCGAUAUCUCCGGUCUCUCUGGCUUCGACGCCAGCGCAUCCGGCAGCAGCUCGGGCAGCAUUUCCCUGGAUGACAUUACCAAAGCCAUCAAUGGUGCAUCCAACAAUGGUGCUCUGAGCCUUGAAUUGGGUGGUGUCGCCGAACCCGGUGACCUGGUGAUUGAUCUCGGCACGCUCACCAGCGGCUCUGGCGGUGCGGACUUUGACCUUGAGUCGAUCCUCUCUGGCGGCAACGCGCAAGCCUACUUCCCUGGCAUAGAUCUCAGCGACUUUACGGGAGACUUGGAUCUCAAGAACAUUGGCGGCACCAUUCAGGGUCUUGUGAACCUUGGCCUGGGCGGUUUCGUGGGUCUAUUUGGGGCCAUUGAGGCUGCCAAGGGCGGUGCGCUCAACUAUGGUCUCGACACUCUCCUGAGUGGUUUUGGAGGUCUCGGUGGCCUCCAGGGAGAUCUGAACCCAGCCACUGGUGGUGCCUUGGACCUUGAUUUCGGCUCGCUCCUGGGUGGUCUGGCUGGUGGAGGCGGUCUGAGCUUUUCUGGCGAUGCCUCCGGUGGUGCCUCUGGCAGUGCAUCGGGCGGUGCCUCGGGGAGCGGAGGCGCCGGUGGCAGCUUUGGUUUCGGCGAUCUGUCCGGGAACAUUGGCCUCGGUGAUCUUGACAGCGUCCUCGUCGGCCUCUCUGGGCUGUCUGGAGACUUUGCGGCCGGCGGCCUUAACCUCCCUGCUGCUGCUGCCCAGUUUUUUGGAUCCAUCGCGGAAGGCGCCGCCAGUACUGCCGGUGCUAUUGCUCAGGGAGCGCUUGGCGCUUUUGCCCAAGGUGCGGGAGCCCUGGCACAAGCUGGAGGCGACAUUGCUGGUGGAGCUGCUGACCUGGCUGGCAAUAUCGUCGGUGGCAUCGCCGACGGCUUCGGCAGUGUUUUGGGAGGCCUAGGUGGAAUAGGCAGUGGCAGUGGCAGUGGCAGUGGCAGCGGAAGUGGGAGUGGAAGUGGUAACGGCGGCUUCAACCUCGGUGGACUCCUUGGCCUAGGUGGCUCUGGGUCUGGUGGAGGGCUCUUUGGCCUAGGUGGCUCUGGAUCUGCCGGUGCCUCUGGGUCAGUUGGAGGCUCCGGAUCGGCUGGUGGCUCUUCUUCUGGCAGCGUCGGCGGCUCCAGCACUAUCACCUUCGACUUUGGUGGCGCCGGAUCCAACGGGCAGCUCAGCAGCAGCUCGGCCAACAGCGAUGGCUCCUCGUCGUCCCAGUACACGUACACCCUGCCCAUCACGUUCGACAACAAGAAGGUGGAGGGCGCGCAAUAAGCAGGACGUCACCAGUGUCAGCCAAUGCUGGAACGGAGAGGUUGAGCCACGACAAACGCUCAGUCUAUGAGGAGUCUCAUUUGUCUUCUGCCAUUGUUGUAUCAUAAUUAAUCAUCACGCAAUGUUCUUCAC